This is a messenger RNA of Pomacea canaliculata, 8348 nucleotides long. RefSeq lists its product as uncharacterized. The record is from RefSeq and is a predicted model, not a curated record. Lineage: Eukaryota; Metazoa; Mollusca; Gastropoda; Architaenioglossa; Ampullariidae.
CAUGCACCACUAACGCAUUUGCUGUCUUGGAGGCUCUGCUGUUCUUCUAACAUGAACAUCAAGUUUUUAUUCUUCGUGGAAAGUUUUGCCUGUAGACGAAUUAGCUAUUCGCGGUUCCUGGUCAUGGCAAUCCCCUAUUCCCGUAUAUCUACACUCACAAGGCAUUAUCUUUUGGUUAGGAGAUCGCUUUACACGUCGCGGGCUGCCACUCGACCAGAAGAGUUCAUGUUGAAUGUUCAGGGGAGAUAGGAUGCCAGGCUCGCUGCUUUUUAUCUGACUUUAAUUUUCCGUUUAUAUUUACUGUCAAGAUGUAAAUACUGAGAACUGAUGCCCAAGCUGUUAUUUACGAUGAGGAUAUAAACAUUAGUUUCCAGAAUUUCCUUCUCUGCUUGGAACUAUCCAACCAGGCAGACAAGCAGCACUGCCUUCACCCCACCAGCUUCCAUUCACUGGCGAGCGAAUCUGUUGCCUUCACGAGAUGUGCUCUGCCAUUGCCAUGGGCUGAUAGCAGGGGAAGAAGUAGGUGGUUGGGCGGGAGAAGUGUGCGUCAGAGCCGGGAUGCUAGAAUGAAAGAUGUGCCUGCACAGUUUGUGCCUUGCUGGCUGCCCUUUUACACCCUUCUUCCCAAGUCUCAGCUGCUGCAAUGGCAGUGUCUCAGACCGCAGCUUUCCGUUUGCAGGGUAACUGCCAAGUCUCGUUAAUGAAGUUCCUUUUAGCGCUGGCCUCAGUGACAGUAAAGAACGGGACCAAGCUGCUGCUUUGCGUCAAGUCUGCUAUCAUUUCGACACCAUCAUAACCGCCGCUAUGAAGAAGAUAGCUCUCAACCUGCUGAAGAGCGCUGAUGAAAAACUGCGCAGCAUAGGCAGCAAACCACAGCAGCAACAGCCUACAUCUUCCCCUGUUACUGCUAGUAGUCAACCUAACGCCGCCAUGGCGGAGCGCCGCGUUCAGAUGCGACAGGGACGGCGGGAUCGUCGCGACGGCGAUGUACAGGCCAAGGAGGACGUCAAGCGCAGGUCCAGGAGCGAGGGACCUACCGCUCGCAGGGUCGCCCACUCCAUGGACGUAGGAAGCGGAAAUGGAAGGCGGGGUUUACCAGGCCAAACAGCAGGCAAUAACUUCGAGAAAAAAGUAGACUCGAAAAUUACCGCCUUAAGUAAAAACCAGCUCUCUACUCUGUGCACCGAUCAGAGAGGAUUUGCAGAUCCUGGUCCCUCUACCUCGGACUCGGAUUCUGAUCAUAUGCAGUGGACAAAAAAUCCUUUAAUGGUGCGCAAGGUCAAAAAGAACAAAUCAGAUAAGCGUAUUACCAGCACUGAAAAAAAUGGCUCAUCUUGUUACAACCAACUUGGCGCGCGCAACACGAAUAGAGAAAGCUGGGUAUUUCUAACGCCAGAAGGAGAUCAAGGAGAACUCAACACUGAACCGACAAAAAAUGAAGGAGGGAGUAAUCCAGGCAGCCUCAAAAGCAAAUAUCAAAAACUAGAAGAAAUGAGGAAGAGAAGGAUAGAUAUCGCGGUGACUUCGGAUGAAGAAACUACACCGGAGUCAAGAAUUUCUCGUCUCAGACAAAGGGCUUUGCAAGGAGGACUGGUAAAUCAGAAGAAACCUGAAAACUUUGCUUUGACAGUCUCUGAUCAUAACGGAUGGACACCUACUUCUGAUCACAGGGUAGCCCAGACAGUGAUGUCUGACCAGGGUUCACGAAUUUCCCGUGUGCAGCCAUCCCAUGAUCCUGGUCACAGCUUCAGCCAGCAACCUCUUCCUCUAGAUUGUAGAAACGAGCUGUCGACCUCGCAUUCAUCUCCUGCACCUGUUGUCAGCCAGAGGCUCGUCAGUCGCAGCCCAAUGGAGCUGACUACACAAGCAACACAGCCUCAACUUGGUAGCCGAUCUGUGAGCAUAGUGAGCUAUGCUCAACCUACACCUGGGAGAGCCCCUGGAACAGGCUAUACUCAGCCUUUACAACAGCGCCAACAGCUCAUGCACCAGAGACAGCAUAAUGAAAUCAAGCAGAGUGUGGUAAAACCAUUCACAAACAGUGAGGUAGCUGAUGUGUCGUCUCCCAUUCCUGCAGUUCGUCAGCAGUUUUACACCAUCCCUGAACCUCAAGCUGCCCAUCGUACCUAUCACAGCAGCUCCCCUGAGUUUCAGGUUCGCAAAAUAAACUCCACUGUGCGUAUACCUUCCGCGGACUCCAUCUAUGACAGUGUUGCUUUUUCUCAACAGUCAGAAAAAACAAGGAACGGCGUGCACAGGACAAAUACAGAGACACAGCAGGUCUUUGCUCAAGUGAAUCCACCAUCCAGUCGACAAGGUAGUAGUGAGGCGAGGAACUACUGUGCAGAACAUUGCGCUGACGAGCUGCUGAUGAAGGGUGACAAACGGCACAUUUACCGCAGUUUCAACGAAGUGGUGGAACUGAGAUUAAAGACACAACCCCACUCAAAGGAACGACCUCUGUCUCAGGGUUUUGAAGCCACAAAACUGUUACAAAGUGUUCAUCAGCAAGAUGGUGGGGUCAAAAGUGAGGACUCACUUGACGAACUAAUUGAAUCUAAUAUUCAGUAUCUCGAGAGAGAAAUCGACAGAAGCAAGACGAAGAAAACAGGGGUUUCAGUGUCACGAUCGUCCAGUCUUCCUGAUCCUCGUCGAGUGACAGCUACCAUAUCCAAGCCCUCUGUAACAGUCAGUGGUCAGCAGCAGAGCGGGGUGUUGAGUGAUCAACAACAACAAAGUGGACUACUUGAUAGUCAGCAACAACCUGGGGCAGUCAGCGUAUGCACACGAACUAACAGCAAGCUGCACUUUCACGUUCCUCUUCCGUCGACCAGCUUGCAACCUACACCUCAGCUACUGAUCGCGGAAGAAAACCAGUUCUCUGACUCAACGUAUCCUGCCCAGAGCACUGCCUACCCGCAAUAUAACACAAACAAAAUUGACAGAAAGUACUCCUAUGACAGCAAAACUCGACCGCCACGAUCCAACAAGGACGAUCUCUCAAAGUCGGACACACAAUUAAACGCAGCCAUUGUAGCCCCUACAUACUGCUACCCCAUGCUACACCCUGACUACAAUGCUGGCCGCAGCUGUAUCAGUGAUCAGAACUUAUCACAAGAUAAAGGCAGCAGCCGCCUGAGCGAUCGUGGAAUGUUCUCGGACGUGGAUUACGACAUUGAAGUCUCAGAACGUGUGAAGAAAUGGGAAAAAUUUAUGAAGAAAGACCCUCACCAAGUAGGAGCAGAUGUCAAGAAGCCUGUAUCACUGAGCACCAUACAAGAAAAACUUGAAGGUGACUCGCUUAUGAUGCCGAGUGAACUGAGAAAGUCUCUUAGAACAAGCCAACUUUAUGUUGAUUCAGCCAUUUCAGCCCAUCCACAGUUAAAUGUGGUCAACAUAAAGCCUGCCAACUCAGACCCUGCACUGCACUUUAGUGACCACAACCUACUGUCUCGAGAAAACGCACGGAGCGGCAUAGCACUGAACUCGCCUGUUUCUUACUAUACCAACGCCUCCAAUACUUAUGCCCCGCAACUAGCCCCAGUUAGUUACAGCCAGGCCCGAUCUACAAACCCUGUAAGCACAACUAGCGGACUAAUAAUGUCCCCUCAUGAGCUUCGCCAGCAUAUGCUCGCAAAUAAAAACUAUAAAGAAACUGUUACUACGGAAUCCCAAAUGCAAGGUUCAGACAGUGCCCUAGAAAAGGAAAGCGCGGUCAAACGAGUGUCUAGGUACAAGGAUGAAAUGGACGAGCUGCAGGUAGUGAAACAGGAGUCUGUCCGCGACCUGCGCCGGAGGUUUGACGAGAGGAACAACUCUGCUUGUGAAGAUGAACCUCGCGCCGAGACGCGUGUCGCCAAAGUGUGUCCCAGCAGCAAGGAAGACGUCGAUGUUAACUGGGCACAGAUGAUCUUAGGACUGGAAGACAGGAUCAAGGAUAUGGAGGUAUGGUCACCAAAUAUGCAAAGCACUCAAGGUAUCGUUAGUAUCGAGAGGGUCCAAGCGCGGACUUUGCAAACCAUUCCCUUCUCUGAAGACCCUUUUUGGAAAGAAAUUGAAGAAAUGACGACCUUUGACCCGAACAACUUGGGAAGCAAUCAAUCUGUUUCGAGCAGUGCUCAGGGAGAGAUGAAGAGCGUAACACUUGAAAUGCCUUCUCCUCAGAGCUGCACGUUGCCCAGCCAGCCUCGCCAGCAAUCAGGAGUGUCUGUUCGUGAGCGACUUCAGCGAUCGAAAUCACUGUACACGCCCAACAUCACUCCUCUGACGAUCAGUGUUGAUAGCUUCUCAGCUGGAAAGUCAUCCAGUCUUGAAAGAAGUAGCAACACAGACAAAUACAAUGCCCCCAAUGCCCUGGAUGAGGUACUCGAGGACAUCCGGUCUUCUUUAGAAAGAAAGCCUCUCAGUCCCAAGAAGAAGCCAGGUGACAGCUCUGACUCUCACAGGUCGUCUCCAGGACCGUCCUGGACAUCAGAACUUAUAAAAUCAAGGCCAGAAAGGUCACGCGCGCCGAUCAUGGCGGAUGCUGUCCAAGUCAGCAAGUGGGACAGUCCAGGCAUGUCUAGUGUCGGUCAGAGGGGUCAGCCAGUAUCAGCUAUCAUAACCAGCACACAGAAAGCUCCGCCACCUGCAGGUGCUAUGGUCGCUGGUCAGUAUCAUCUUGAUCCGCUGCUGCUUCGACAAAAGUUACUCAGUACUGGUCUAGUGGAAGAAGAGCAUGCUGACGAAGCAUUUAGGCAUCAAGCUCCCAGACAACACACACCUGUCACCGCUUCAAAACCCGUGGCUAUAGCCCCUCCUCAGACAAUUGUCAGAUCGGCUAUCGCUCCUACCCAGCAGCCGCCUCUCCCCUCUAGAACAUUCUUCCAGCAGCAGGAGAAGCUCAGUCAGGUGAAUGAUUCCAUAGAAGAACUUCGCCAGCUUGCAGUGAAUGUUGAGCAGAAGAUUAAUGUCAUAAAAUCACUCCUGUACACCGCGGAUGAUCAAAAUUUAGAUAAAAUUCUGCUUGCUUUGCGCAAGUUUGUUCCAAAUACUGAGCCGCGUUCGCCUGAUAUCCGACCUCGAAACAUGCAUGACUUCUACGUUACCAAGAAAUCGAAGCUAGAAGAUGCCUUGUCGGAACUGGAGAGAAUCUACGACGGUUUGAACCUGAAGGACGACAUACUUACUGACAGGCCGGAAAGAAUGGAAUACCCUCUUUAUAGGAGCAGGUCAUCUGAACCAAAAUCCGAUAUGCCCACAUCUUCAAGUUCGUCGAUUUGUCAAAACCUUCCUGGGAUCAAAUCUUAUUCUGUUUAUAUUUCACAACCGCCAUUAUCGACAAUGCAAGCAAAAACAUUAUCACAUCGAGCUUCCAGUCGGCAGUCUGAGGGAGAAACUGAGAAACAAACUCAGUCUGAAUUUGAUCUUAUCUCCAAAUCCUUUCAGGCAAUUAUCGAUGAAGUUAAUAGAACAGCAUCUCUUGUAUCUAAUGCAUCAAGUUCACAGUCACAAAAUGUCCAGCAACUGCAGAAAGUCACGGAGCCACAUAGUAAAGUGCGCCAGCAAGAACAGGGUAUUGUGAAAACAGCUUCGCCAGAUAUACAACGGCGCAUCGUCAACAUUACUUUGAAGUCACAAGAAGUAAGAUCACCUCCUGCUGUUGCACCCAAGCCAGCAAUAACCACCAGCAGCUUCACAAGCCUUCAAGUAAAACCGUUGGUAUCCACCACUCUGACACAAUCCCCUGUCAAUCAGGUGCCUUUGGAAACAAGACCAGUUCAGUCCGCCAUCGGCGUCGGUGGUACCUUUAAGACGGAGGCAACAGCAGCAAAGAGGACUGAUACUCGCACGCGCAGCCGUUUCCGCGGAAAAGCAAAUGAAGAGGACGAUUUCAGUACCAGAAGAGGACGAUCUAAAUCCUCACCUACUAUUACUCUACACGAUUUUUUGGAUCCAACAUCUCCAGACACCGACCAAGCUCCAACCAAUAAAACAGCUACAUCAGAACUCAACUUUCAAGUGACACCAGUAAUCUGCUCUGAACUCACUGCCGAUAGAUUAGCCAGAAAACCUCCAUCCCAAGCUGAAACUGUACACCCGCUGAAAUGUUCAGUAGCAGAGCUUCAGCUGAAGCCUCGCAGUAUAUUUCAAGAUCCUGUAGUAGACCAGCCUGUAUCUAUGACAACAGCAAGUCAAGCCCAGGUCCAUCAUCCGUCCAUUAUCAAGCCUAGUCCUAAGCCCGCUCCUCCUCUCGACUCAAAGACCAUCGUCUUUCCGGGAACUACAGAUCCCUUUCAAAACACAGUUAGUACUACAGCAUCAGAUGUAAUAAUACCUGCCUCAGAUAAUUCAAAUUCGAAAGUCAAUGAUGUGCUCAGCUCAGAGAGCUCAACAGAGAGCAAAAGUACAAGAGUUAAACGUAUGGGGCGUGGCGUGGCCAUGAUGGUGGAGCUCUUCAGCUCUAGUGACGAGGAACGCUUGCGUAAGACGCAGCCUCUGCACACGCGCAGUGCACCUGAUCUGAGCUCUAACCUGCCUGCUGAUGGCAUGGCCAGUGCUUCAAAAAACAUCAGCAGCAUGAGACCAGCAGACGUUUCCAAGGAGAUGCUGCAGAAAAACCUAUCAAACCAUGAGAUGAAUGCUGCACCCCAAGAACGUCAGCAACCAAGUGCAGACUUGAAUAUCAAGUCUCCCGAUGGUGCACAAGAUGCAAUAACUGCAUCUAGCUCUCAGUCUUCCACUACAGUAGUGUUCGCCAGCCCUAGUCCUGUUGCCAAUGCUCUUAGUGAAAAACAAACCAUGCCCAUAGUUCAGUCUCAGUCCACAAAACCUCCCGUACAUCGUGUGAAACGUUACGAGGCAAGCCUGGACACGUCUUCGGAAGUCAGUCCUACAGCCACGGAGGCCAUCUCCAGCCCUCCGCCAGCAGUUAGCACAAACGUGCCUUCAGCGGAAAUCUCACUGACCACGAAAGUUGUCUUGCGAGAGAGACCAGCAACACCUAGCGACGGACAGAGUGAAGAAACAAAAGCAGUGUCUGCCAACAGGCCUCAUAGUUUUCACGAAACUCUAGCCUCCUUCCAUGUCUGCUGUCAUCAUUCAACUAAGCUGUCCAGACUUCGGAAGUAUGCUUCAGAGGAAGCUGUUAUAGAAAGUGUAGUGACUCGCACUUUCCGUUCUUUCCGCUUACCUCCCUUCGCCUCAGAACCUGACCUGCAUACGUGUUUGGCCAACGCCCCUUCACUGGAAGAGGUGCGACAAUGGAAGCGAUGACUGAGCAACAUGGUGCGAGUGAAUAGGUGAUCAAGUGUGGCAGGUGUUCAGUGUCAUUCUUUUAGCAUCUGAGAUGCAUUGUUGUACUCGACUAAUGCUGACUGCUUUGUUUGCCUAAAUUACCCUGCAGGGUUAGACUGCGGUAAAAUUCGUUUGGACAUUAAUAUUACUAUGUGAUAUAGUUUAUGCAGAGGGAGAAUCAAUGUGCCUUUGUGCAUGAUUGUGACAGCAAUAAUUGUUCUUGCUAAACACUUAUACGAAGGGCAGACAAACAAAUGGACAUUCAAAAUUAAGGCCGGCGUCCACUGCGUUUCAUUUGGCUUCCCUAUAUCAUCAAAAGGGUGAAAUAUUUAGGAUUUUGGGCUAAGUGUCUUCUUUUGCAACUUCGUCUGAUCAGUUCUCAAUCACACCACAUGCUAUUGUUUUAUUAUAAUUCAAAGUCUCUGAGAGAGAUAUAUAUACUGCCACAAUACAUAGUAUGUAUUGUAUCGCAACCUGUGGUGUCAAUUGUCAACGCUGUUAACUCAAACCCAAAAGUAAAAGAAUGCUUACUUUUAGCGAAUACUUGUUUUCGUAUAAAAUUAUUCGUUUCUGAUGAAAUCAGGUACAGUGUAUGAACGCGAAAGACGAUGCUUGCUGUCUGAGAGGCUACGGCGUUGACCGCAUUUCGAAAGAAACGUCUCGCAGCCUCCUGUUUCGUUAUACCUGGAAUGCUUGCUCCAGGUGUUCAUGUGCCUUAUGCCUACUUCAAGUAACUCACUUUCGAAAUGCCACGCACAUCGAGUAACCUGCAGGGUGCUGAUUGGAGUGCCCACCAUCCUUACUUCAGAGAAACUGCUAGCUGGUAGCAAAGGCACAUAACUCAUGUCUUUGCUUUUUCGAAAUUGUACCUAAUUAGAUUGUUGUGUGCCUAUUAUCUCCACCACAAUACAUUUAAACAAUUAGUUUCAAAUACCAAACUCUGCUAUCCACAUUGCUGUUCAGCAUGAGGCUAAAUGUUACAUUCUCUUGCUAUUCAUAAGUUUAGAAUAUUUUAUAUUAAAUUCAUUUCACAUUUCCAUAGAAGACAUUAUGUCUAUGAACAUUAAGAAUAC